AAACCUGUCCGGGUCAGUAUCAAGUUGGCUUCGGAACUGCUUCUUUGUCCUUCGAGAAACCUCGCGAUCGUUUUCCGUUUUCCCGAUGGCGACGAUCAGAAACGCGAGCCAGUUUGGCGACGAAUCGACUCCUUUGAUCAUCAGCCACAUGCACUCCCCGUGGAACACCUCCUGCUUUGACAAGGUGCUGGUGGCCGCUUUGGCCGCCCUUUUCCUCUGUGGGACUGCCUUCGGCAUCUACCUUCUGUUCGCUCAGUGUCAGGCGGCUGCAAUAGAGGACUUCGACCUGGUGUCCCGCGAGGGGUGGGGCAUCAAAGACACGGCCUUCCUGCAGCAGGUGCCGCCCCUCCGUCAUCCCCUUCCCACGGUGCUGCUGGUCAAGGUGAUUACCAACUGCACCAAACCUCAACAGUGCCUCCAGCACAAGGAGUUUGAGCGGUUGCCUUUCAACUUCUACCAAGACGGUUUGGGCACGAUUUUUGAGGGGCGCGGCUUCGAGCUGCAAGCCGACUGUCACAUGGCUGACUGCGCCCAAGUGCUGACAGUCGCUGUUCUAGAGCAGCGCAACAAAGCGCCGUCUAACCGACAGCUGCGGACACUGAAGGCCUUCCUGGACUAUGCCGUGAUGGAGCAGGCGCUGGACGCUUGUUUCGAGGUUAUGUCCAGUCACACCCCCUCCCGGUACUUUGACGACAUGACUUUCACUUUGAGGAAAAUGCUGCGGGAGGGCGGCGCCUGCAAGUACUACUACUAGAGUGACUAGACCAGAAAGCGUGAUUGGGGUUUUACGAAAGUGAUUAUUUAGACAGAAGUAUUGACAGUAAAGACAUUUUGAAGA
Dendroctonus ponderosae (mountain pine beetle) is the source of this 838-nucleotide messenger RNA. RefSeq lists its product as uncharacterized. The transcript is spliced from 3 exons. The coding region runs from base 86 to 754 and encodes 222 amino acids. The record is from RefSeq and is a predicted model, not a curated record. NCBI's taxonomy places the organism in Eukaryota, Metazoa, Arthropoda, Insecta, Coleoptera, Curculionidae. Gene Ontology annotation, molecular function: N-acetylmuramoyl-L-alanine amidase activity. Gene Ontology annotation, biological process: peptidoglycan catabolic process.